Molecule: messenger RNA, 1721 nt
Organism: Salvelinus sp. IW2-2015
Lineage: Eukaryota; Metazoa; Chordata; Actinopteri; Salmoniformes; Salmonidae
Gene: fam131aa
Product: family with sequence similarity 131 member Aa
Source: RefSeq, a predicted model, not a curated record
CCAACCAUUUGGACAGAGCGCAAAAAGRUAGGCUGUAGCAGCCCAUAUCGCGGGGCGACAACCUGAGGCUUGAAGUGUGAAAGCCGGGCGUUUUGUGCUAGGCUACAAGAGAAGUCAUUUAAAAACCGUGGGGAAUAACAACACGGGCACCACGGUAGCAUCUGUUAAUGGGAUUUGAGACAAGCUCAUUGUGAUCAUGUGCGACGCUCGACGGUGCCGCAACCUCUAUUCGGUUUACAGGUAAAAUUUGAGGGUGCUGAAAUGAUCCCCAAGUCAAGAAAAUCUUCAGACACAAGAAAGGCAGUCAGCAUCCAGGAGAUUGCUGCUCUGGCCAGAUCCUCUUUAAAUGGCAUAUCCCAGGCGAUGAAGGACCAYGUGACCAAGCCCACGUCCCUGCAGGGUGGCAGGGUYGCCCACCUCAUAGAGUGGAAGGGUUGGCCCAAACCCACAGACUCCCCCACGGACCCCCUCCACACACAUUUCAACUCCUACUGCCACCUCACUGAGGGAGAACAGGAGGCGCGCUUCGCUGCAGGAGUGGCAGAGCAGUUUGCUAUCGCUGAGGCAAAGCUGAAAGCCUGGGCUUCUGUGGAUGAUGAUGAGGAAGAAGCUGACAAAGAGUUCCUCCAGAACAACAGAAACACACUCACACUCUCUACCCGCUCAGACACCGCAAUGUCCAAUCACRAGCCCCGAGUGUCAUUCCAGGCUGAGAUUGGCAGCGUUAAAGUUCCACCCUYUAUCAGCUCAACCAUUCCCGUUGGCUCUAGCAGCAACAGCCUGCACUGUGAUAAGCCCACAUCUCAGAAUGACCCAGCUCCACAGCAAAAUGACCGGCCUAUUCUAGAGAGUGACCGGGCUAGCCCAUUCCACAGAGAGGGGGAACUAGUGGAUGGUGAGGAUCAGCCUGUACCACAGCUAGAGACCGGUGGGGGUGUCUGUAUCGUCCACAAGCCUGACUUGAUGCCGAGGGUCAGAAGCAGUAGGUUUGACUCCUGCUAUUCAACCUCUCACUCUGAGUCUCUUGGAGAGGAGGAAGCGGAAGAGGAAGACGAAGAAGGGAGUGUGUUUCAGGAAGGUAGAGUGUGGCACUCCUGCCAGAGCCAGAGAAGCUUCUUCUCCGACAGAGGCUCGUCGGGAGUGGCGUCAUUCGAUGAGGAAGAGUAGGAGGUGGAGAAGGAGGUUGGAGGAGGAGGAGGAGAAAAGAGGGAGCAUUGGAUGUUGUGUUUUUUCAUCUUGUAGGUGUUCCCCUUGGAUAGUCUGUCGACUCUUAGAUAUGUAACUUAGUGAUGGCUAGCCUUUACUCAUCUUCCAUCCUUCUUUCCUUCCUUCCUCCUGUUUCUCUUUCUUUCCUCCAAUUCUUCCUUCCUUCCUUUUCUCGGCUUGUCUCUCCCUGCUUCCUCUACCCUGCACCCUGUUUGUUCUCUUUCUCUUCUUUUUCACUUCCUUGCCAUUUCUUUGCUGAUGUUACGCUGUAUUUGAGAGUUGAAAAUCGAUUCCCGAAUACUGUGCUGUUCAAACGGAGAGGUUUUAUGUUGUUAUUUCACUGGUUUUCUAUGGAUUGUUAUUGUAGUGUUUUCCCAGGACCAUGAUGUGAAGUCAAGUAAUGGGGUUUGUCCUGGAUGAAUAAAACGUGAUUUAAAAAAAAAAAUAUUUUCACCAUUUGAUCAUUUUACCCAUCUCUGAUAUGAGACAAGAAGGAAAAGAACCCCCCCCCCCAC